Rhipicephalus sanguineus (brown dog tick) is the source of this 855-nucleotide messenger RNA. Its product is annotated as carboxypeptidase inhibitor SmCI-like. Gene Ontology annotation, molecular function: serine-type endopeptidase inhibitor activity. NCBI's taxonomy places the organism in Eukaryota, Metazoa, Arthropoda, Arachnida, Ixodida, Ixodidae. The record is from RefSeq and is a predicted model, not a curated record. The transcript has 8 exons. Bases 1 to 855 code for a protein of 284 amino acids.
AUGAAUCCGCGCACCGCCGCCGGCGAUUUCGACUGGCAAUGCGUGCCUACGGCCGACCCGGGACCAUGCAAGGCUUACAUUCCCAUGUGGUGGUACAACGUACUCUCGGGCCAGUGCGAGGAGUUCAUUUAUGGCGGUUGCCAAGGAAACGACAACAAGUACAGGACCAAACAAGAAUGUGAGAAGACCUGCGCCGAAGGAUCAGUGUCCUUGAACGUAAACACAGGGUGGAAGCUCGAGCAACAGGGACCGCAUGUUAGCCCCUUCGCCUGCUUCGCACCACCUGAUGAAGGACCGUGCCGUGCAUCCAUCACCCGUUAUUACUUCGACAACGAGACGCAAACGUGCGAAGAGUUCACCUAUGGAGGCUGCGAGGGCAACCAAAACAACUACGAGACGGCCGAAGAAUGCAAGGCCAGCUGCAAUCCUGAGACCGAGUACGAAGCUAAGUGCCUCGCCAGGCCCGAGAGCGGGCCAUGCAUGGCAUAUAUUCCUAUGUGGGCCUACGACGCGAAGCUGGGCCAGUGCAAGUCAUUCAUUUACGGUGGCUGUGACGGAAACGACAACAAGUACCCAACCAAGGAAAAGUGCCAGAAGACCUGCAAGAAAUCACCCUCAGCGCCUACGAAUCCCGUGUGCUAUCUGCCAAAGGCCCCUGGGCCAUGCCUCGCCUACAUGCCUCGCUACUACUACAACAAAGCGAGCAAGAAGUGCGAGCAGUUCAUCUACGGUGGAUGUCAAGGAAACGCGAACAACUUCUGGACUUUGAAAGAGUGCCGCCGUGCUUGCAGCGUGAAGCUGAAUUCUGGCAUUAUGAGCCUCGAAUCUGAACCGAUGCUCAACGUAAGCCCGUGA